GAAAUAUUAUAGUACUGUCGUCUUUUAUUAACCGGAUCGGCUUUUGUUCAAAAAAAAAUAAAAAUAAAAAUUAACCGGAACGGCUGAUACUAACCGGAACCGUUUCGUAAUUUGAACCGGAAUAUAAGUGGCACGUGGUUCUAUUAGACUUUUUCAGAGAAAGGACACACGAGACACCACGUGGACUUUUUAUUGACACGUGACAAGCUGUCAACUAUAGUAAGGCACAACUCACGUUAUGAACCAAAGUGCAAAAACCAAAAACCAUAGUAUAAGGCCAAGCUUAGGAAACAAUAGGGUCGAACUAGAAAAAUGAUGAUCGGAAAGUGGUUGGGAUCUCUCAGAACCACCGGGAAGUGUGAAGGUAUGUACUACGGCGUGAGGACGAUGGUUGGAAAAGCCUCAAACCGAUCGGGUGUUCAUGGUUCCAGGCCUCCUGACGCUAAAUCACUUGACAAUGAGGAAGAGAUUAGAGAGAGGAUUAAUAAAGGGAAAGAAGACAAAGAACAGAGAAGAAGAAAGACAGAGAAAAAAGUUGAAGGCUCGCAAAGAGAAUCCACCGGAGACGAUGAUGCAUCCUCCUCCGCGCGGUGAUCACUGAUGCUUCAUGGUCUUCUUCUUCUUUUUUAUUUUAUAUAACUAUUAGCUCAAAAUGUAGGAAAAGAGAACAUAAACCCCCUAUAAAUUACAGUAUCAUAUGAUAAUAGUUACUGAAAUCA
Brassica oleracea var. oleracea is the source of this 719-nucleotide messenger RNA. RefSeq lists its product as uncharacterized. The record is from RefSeq and is a predicted model, not a curated record. NCBI's taxonomy places the organism in Eukaryota, Viridiplantae, Streptophyta, Magnoliopsida, Brassicales, Brassicaceae. The transcript has 2 exons. The coding region runs from base 313 to 594 and encodes 93 amino acids.